AUGCAAGGCCCUCUGCUCAUUAAGUCUACCAUUCUUCCAUAUUCUUCUAGGCCAAACCACCGCUAUCCAUCGUCUCUGCUAGUGGACUAUCCACUGCUAGCGCAGAGAGGACAAGUGAGCUGGCAGCCUCCUACUGCCUACGUCCAACAAUAUGGGCGUGCGUGCCCAGUCCCCACUACUGCACUCGAUCAGCCCUUGGGCAUCAAUAGAGUGGAUUUCAAACCCACCAUGGAUGUCCCCGUGGUCACUCAAUAUUCUGCAUCAGCCACCUUUCCGCCGAAGGACCCAAGUCUGGUUCACACCCAUGCAUCAUAUUCAAACCAACCCAUUUCCGAGUUCAUCAGCAAUAAUUGCGGCAACUGGACACUCGCGUUGGAUGUCCCCAUCCCAGAAGACGUGGUCCACCCAACGCUCACGUCGCUCUCGUAUACAGUCAAAUAUAGCACAGCGAAUGAUCACUUAGCUUGCGUCGUUCGAUCCAAUAUUCUACUCGCCAACAUGGAAUCAGAGGAACCGAAAGAAGAGAUUAGCACGGAUGUAAACACCCAUCGCGAUGACAAGACUAGCGGGGGUGCUACCGCUGUGUGCCUUUCGUCCGUGCUAGGCAUCAAAGCUAAUGACUUGGAGAACCAGUGGAACCACUUCGUGGAUCGCCAACACAUUCCUCUCAAUGUUCACAUUGUCCAAAGCAGCCGUCUGUACUUGCAGGUCCACGUCUCGGAAUAUCCUACCGUAGCGAUACUGCGCUCUCUUUCAAUGGAUGUCUUUGCUACUUGGGUGGACGACCAGGAAGGGAGGAGUCUGCUUCAGAGACGUCAAGAAGCUGAGAAGGGGGUGGGCAGCGCUGCAGAUGAUAAAAUGCAGGCAAAGAUCAAAGAAGCGGUCCGCCGUCUUCCAAAGGAGCGCCAAUGUCCUCAAGGAUAUGCGUGGGUCCAAACUUCGACUGGUUUCAAGUGCACGGGGGGUGGACAUGAGAUUUCUUGGGAGGAAUUGGCCGCAUUGGGUGACUCAGAUGGCUCGAAUAGUCUAUCCUCAACGGCUGAUGAACUGGCCAAAGAAGCCGAGGCGAAGCAGCAUGCAGCUGAGACACGACUAGCGACAGAGGUGGGUAGCGCCGCGGAUGAUAAGAUGCAGGCAAAGAUCGCAGAAGCGGUCCGCCGCCUUCCCAAGGACCGCCAAUGUCCUCAAGGAUAUGCUUGGGUCCAAACUUCGACUGGUUUCAACUUGACUGCAGAAGGUGACUUGUAUACAAAAUGGGUUGGUUCUGCGGCAGAAAGUCGUGCAGCUCUCAUGUCCCCGUCGGUGUGCACAAGUUGGCAGUCAGCGUUUCAGCCGUCUGCGGCGCGCCAUGCGAUUAUCUCCGUGGCCAAGAAGGAAAAAAUGCAUCGCUAUAUAGACGCACUAGAUGGAAUGGAAACCAGAAAACCGGUUGAAAACCAUGCCUUUUCUCUUCCCACAAAGACUCUUGAAAUCAUCAUUGCCAUUAUCCUAGUUUCACUUUUCCUCAUCCGUUUCUGGACCACGUCUUCUUCAAAUUCCCGCCCACCCACGAAGAAUUCCCAACGUGACCACAUGGCCCUCCAAGUACUCCAAACAGUCCUCGUCUCAGGUUGCUCUCUCUGGACCGCGCGAUACGUCAAGGUCGUCAGGCAUGUCUCCAAUCAUCGUGCCGGAUCCAGGAUCAUUAUUCCUUUAAGCAUGCCCCUGCAGGACAUAUGUGAUGGUGUCAUUGAGCUUCAGCUUCGCGAUCCUCUAUACGAUCUCGAGGACCUGAUGGAUCAGGCGUCUGUGCAUAUCGCUGUUCCGUCAUUCUGAAUGUCGAGUGGAAGUGGUGCGUCUACAUAUUCUGGGUUUGUUACUGACGCGCGCGUUGAACGAUUAUUCGUCAGUUACAUGGAGACGUCUCAGGUGAGUAUAUGCGCUCUUGUCGUUUCAGGAACAUUUUACUCCUACGCAUAUAUGCUCGUGUUUGAAUGUAUUUAAUAUCUGAAGAGCUACGACGGCGUUGAUUCUUCGAAUUUCACAGUCACUAACGCACAACAUAAGAACGGACUGAUUCACCCACUCGCAACAGCACCUCCGAAGACCAUGUGACCAUCAUCGACCUCAACAGCCACUCGCUCAUGCACUUGACUACCCAGCUUCUCCAAGGUUCCCAUACCGCUUUGGAAUUCACC
Messenger RNA from Suillus subaureus, 2177 nucleotides. RefSeq lists its product as uncharacterized. The transcript is spliced from 5 exons. NCBI's taxonomy places the organism in Eukaryota, Fungi, Basidiomycota, Agaricomycetes, Boletales, Suillaceae. The record is from RefSeq and is a predicted model, not a curated record. Bases 1 to 1815 code for a protein of 604 amino acids.